GGAGCGCGGGGGAGCGCGGCGGCGGCGGCGGCGCCUCCUCCGCCACCAAACUCCGGGGCUUGGCGGGGCUUGGGGCCACCUCCUCCUGAGCCAGGAGGAACCCUCUCCCAAUAGGUUUCAGCCUGACUUUUUCUUCCCCAUUUCUUUCUUCUUCCUCUUCCUAUUUUUUUCUUUUUUUUUAAACAUAUUUUUCCUGGCCUCGGACCUCAGACUGCUGCAGCCCGAGCCUUCCCCAGGCUCAGCUCUUCGGGGCUGCUCAUCCCUCCGGCUGCGAGAAAGGACGCGCGCCCUGCGUCGGGCGAAGAAAAGAAGAAAAACUUGUCGGAGGGGUUUCGCCAGCCCACAGUAACCCCCUUCUCGCAAACCCAAACCUCCCGCGAGGGCCAUCCCAAGGCUGGGGAAAGUUCCUUCCUAGCCGACAGCCCUCUGGGAUUUGGAGGAGGCAACCGCGCUGACUGUGGAAUUAGAUCUGUUUUGAACCCAGUGGAGCGCAUCACGGGAGCUCGGAAGUCACCGUCUGCGGGCACCCGGGUGGCGCUGCCUGUGCGGAACCGAGAGUUUGCGAGCCUCGGCUGCAAGUGGCCUGUCCUCCCCGCAGUUGUUGUUCUGUGUCCGGGGUGAGGGCUGCAAGUGUUGUGGCAAGUUGAGAAGAGAGACCCGGAGGUCCGGAAAAGACUGCGCUCCCCCUUGUACUCCAGUCUUGCUCUUUCUGGCUCCCGGGUGUGAAAUCCCAGCGAAAUUUACAAAGGCCUCCUGGUCCAGCCGAGACCGGUCCGCAGCGUUUGGCCCCGUUGUCCCCAUUCCCACCCGGAGCCCCGGAACACAGGGCGCCAGGGAAGGACUGGCGGGGAGGGGGAGGGAGGUCGCGGCGGCGGCAUGGCGAGGUUCCCGAGGGCCGACCUGGCCGCUGCAGGAGUUGUGUUACUUUGCCACUUUUUAUUGGACCAGUUUCAGUUCGCUGAAGGAGAGCCUGGAAACAAAAUCAAUGAUUGGCAGUAUCAAGUUGCGCAGGCCUUCCGGCAAACAGAAGAGGAGGUGGAUGUGGACUCACACGCAUUCAGCCAUCGGUGGAAAAGGAACUUGGAUUCUCUCAAGGCAGUAGACUCGAACCGAGCAAGCCUGGACCAAGACUCCCCAGAGCCCAGAGGCUUCACGGACCUGCUACUGGACGAUGGGCAGGACAACGCCACCCAGAUUGAGGAGGACACAGACCACAAUUACUAUAUAUCUCGGAUAUAUGGUCCAUCUGAUUCUGCCAGCCGGGAUUUGUGGGUGAACAUAGACCAAAUGGAAAAGGACAAAGUGAAGAUUCAUGGAAUAUUGUCCAAUACUCAUCGGCAAGCUGCAAGAGUGAAUCUGUCCUUCGAUUUUCCAUUUUAUGGCCAUUACCUACGUGAAAUCACUGUGGCAACUGGGGGUUUCAUAUACACUGGAGAAGUUGUACAUCGAAUGCUAACAGCCACACAGUACAUAGCACCUCUAAUGGCAAAUUUUGAUCCCAGUGUAUCCAGAAAUUCAACGGUCAGAUAUUUUGAUAAUGGCACAGCACUUGUUGUCCAGUGGGACCAUGUACAUCUCCAGGAUAAUUACAACCUGGGAAGCUUCACAUUCCAGGCAACCCUCCUCAUAGAUGGACGCAUCAUCUUCGGAUACAAAGAAAUUCCAGUCUUGGUCACACAGAUAAGUUCGACCAAUCACCCAGUGAAAGUGGGGCUGUCUGAUGCAUUUGUCGUUGUCCACAGGAUCCAACAAAUUCCCAAUGUUCGAAGAAGAACAAUUUAUGAAUACCACCGAGUAGAGCUACAAAUGUCAAAAAUUACCAACAUUUCAGCUGUGGAAAUGACCCCAUUACCUACAUGUCUCCAGUUUAAUGAUUGUGGCUCCUGUGUAUCCUCUCAGAUUGGCUUCAACUGCAGUUGGUGUAGUAAACUUCAAAGAUGUUCCAGUGGAUUUGAUCGCCAUCGGCAGGACUGGGUGGACAGUGGAUGCCCUGAAGAGUCAAAGGAGAAAAUGUGUGAGAACACGGAGCCAGUGGAAAGUUCUUCUCAAACAACCACAACCAUACGAACAACAACGACACAAUUCAGGGUCUUAACGACCACCAGAAGAGCAGCGACAUCUCAGCUGCCCACCAGCCUACCCACAGAAGAUGAUACCAAGAUAGCAUUACAUCUAAAAGAUAAUGGAGCUUCUACAGAUGACAGUGCAGCCGAGAAGAAAGGGGGAACCCUUCAUGCUGGUCUCAUUGUUGGAAUUCUCAUCCUGGUCCUCAUUAUAGCAGCAGCCAUUCUUGUGACAGUCUAUAUGUAUCACCAUCCAACAUCAGCAGCCAGCAUCUUCUUUAUUGAGAGACGCCCAAGCAGAUGGCCUGCGAUGAAGUUUCGAAGAGGUUCUGGCCAUCCUGCCUAUGCUGAAGUUGAACCAGUGGGAGAGAAAGAAGGUUUUAUUGUAUCAGAGCAGUGCUAAAAUUUCUAGGACAGAACAGCACCAGUGCUGGCUUACAGGUGUUAAGACUAAAAUUUUGCCUAUACCUUUAAGACAAACAAACACACACACACACACACACACACACGCACGCAAAGGAGCCCUAAGCUGCUGUAGCCUGAAGGAGACAAGAUUUCUGGACAAGCCCAGCCCAGGAAGGGUAUAAGAAAAACUAAAACUUAUACAAGAUAUCAUUGACCACUGAACAUAGAAUUCCCCAGUGGAAUGACAUCGCUAGUUCACUCAGAACAUCUCCUGUGGACUUAUCAGAAGUGUGACAAGAUUACAAUGCUAUUGGUUUAGGUGCAGGGUUGCGAAGGGAUCGAGAAAAAAAAUAAGAAAGCUUUAGUUCACGAGGGAUCUACACUUUGGUUCAAAUUUGCUUCUCUGAUGUCUCAAAGAUAACUGUGUUCCAAAGCCUGAACGCUUUCACUCAAAAGAGCAAUGAUGAAUGUUUCAAGAUGGCUGAGAAAAAUAGCUCAUGCAGGAGCAAAAGCAAACACAGAAUAAGCGAUUUUCUAUCUUUUCACCAGAUGUGCGGCAAAAGGAUUUUGUUUUUCUGGUCCAGCUCCACCUGUUCCAACGAGUUCAUUACUUUAUAGGGUGAAUCUUUUAUCUGUACAGGAGGCUCACAGACUAUGCCUCCCUCUUCCUUAUUAAUCAAUGCCCUUUCUCUGAGCUGUGACAGAAUUUCCAAACUUUUAGCUAAAGAUUAGGAAAGAGGCAGUGGCAGAUGAGGUUUUCCGUUCUCCUGCCUAAGAACAAAACAUCUGAUUUGUUUUACGAAGAGUUGCCUCCAUUUCCCAACUGUGAAGUCCUAUGAAGCCACAGUUGCUCUUGGCUGAAGGAAACAAAAGGAAACAAUACAAAGAGUUCCUUGAUGGUUUUUGAAGCAAAAAUGUUAAGGGAUUCUAAACAUAGGGUUUUUGUUUUUUUUGUUACUUUUUGCCAUUUCAGUACUAUACGCCCAUUUUAUUGUCGAUUCCUAAGAAGCCAUUCAA
Messenger RNA from Ceratotherium simum simum (southern white rhinoceros), 3485 nucleotides. It is a transcript of the gene PLXDC2, whose product is annotated as plexin domain containing 2. The record is from RefSeq and is a predicted model, not a curated record. NCBI's taxonomy places the organism in Eukaryota, Metazoa, Chordata, Mammalia, Perissodactyla, Rhinocerotidae.